Molecule: messenger RNA, 598 nt
Organism: Spizellomyces punctatus DAOM BR117
Lineage: Eukaryota; Fungi; Chytridiomycota; Chytridiomycetes; Spizellomycetales; Spizellomycetaceae
Exons: 3
Coding region: 60-443 (127 amino acids)
Molecular function (GO): zinc ion binding; nucleic acid binding
Source: RefSeq, a predicted model, not a curated record
GGGCACUUUUAUCUCGUAGCCAUUCAACUCACCUUUGACGCUCUAAGUUGCCAUCGACCAUGACGAGAUAUAGGAGAACAAAGACACAUAGAGGUAUCCGCGAUAUAAAGCGGGCAAAGAGAACCCGAGCACGUACAAAGGAUUUGGACCAAAUUCAUGAAGACAUGAAAACACCGGAGAAGUUUGAGCAACAGGCUGUGGAUGCUGAUUUGCCCGGGUUAGGACAGCACUAUUGCAUACAGUGUAGCCGCUAUUUCACUGAUGCAGGUGCACUGUCAGACCAUUAUAAGACAAAGCUGCAUAAAAAGAGGCUGAAGGUUUUAAAAGAAUCCCCCUAUACCCAAAAAGAGGCCGAGGCAGCAGCUGGUCUCUUUACGGACAACGGCAAAGGUAGGGUCUCGGGUGUGGACGAUGCAACUGCCACUGGCCUUAUGGACACCUGAGACCCACCCUGAGACAUUCUCAGUAGGACUUCAGUUUAGUUAAUUCUUUUUGCGUAGUAUCCCCGUUUUACUCUUGUAAAUAUUGAUGUUGGCAUCCACAUAUUUAUGACAUACAAAUGAAAAAGCAAAAACCUGGGUAAAAUCCUCUUCUGUGA